AUGGACGACGAAGCGAGCGCGUCUAGGCCGCCGCUGGCGCUGAGCUUGGAACUAGUGUCUUCGUUUAAGCCUGCCAAGGUGUUCAAAGACUUUGUGCAGCCUGACUGCCGCGUGACAAGUCUGGAUUACGAUGAUCGUGGCGAGCUCUGUGUGACGGCGUCGGACGACGAGACGAUCCAGCUGUACAACUGCCGCUCUGGCAAGCACAUCAAGACGCUCUACAGUAAAAAGUACGGCGUCCACUUGGCGAGAUUUACGCAUCGCUCUUCGGCUAUUGUGUACGCUUCGACGAAGGAAGAUGACACGGUGCGGUACCACUCGCUCCACGACAACAAAUACCUGCAGUACUUCCGAGGACACAAGCGCCGCGUCACGUCGCUUGCGAUGUCGCCUGUCGACGACACAUUUCUCUCGGCAGCGGUGGAUGACUCUGUGCGACUGUGGGAUCUGCGCACGCCGGCGGCCCAGGGGAACAUGCGCAUCCAAGGCCAUCCGAUCGUGGCGUACGACCCCUCUGGUCUUGUGUUUGGCAUUGCGCUGAACGAGCGCUCAUCCAUUCUGCUGUAUGAUAUUCGAAAAUUUGACCAAAACCCGUUCAUCACCAUCACGAUUGACGACACGGCUGCACUAUCGCAGAUCAUGAUGCCUCCCCGCAUUCCUGUGCUCACCCACCUCAGCUUUAGCCACACGGGGCAGUAUAUUCUCGCAGGCACCUCUGGUGACGUGCACUACAUUGCUGAUACUUAUACGGGCAAGGUGGUAUACCGCCUGACGGGGCACAUUGGCCUGGAACGAGCUGACGGCGCGUCGGUGGGGCUUGUGCCGAAGGCCGGUAUCAGUGGCCAGGAGAUGUGCUGGACACCGGACGGACGCAUGGUCAUUGCCGGCUCAGCGGCGGGCCAGGUGCAUGUGUGGGCGCUGCCAGAGCACCCUCCGGCCACGCUGCCGGCCACGCUGCAUUCGACUACGACACUACAAGGGCAGGAAGGCACGCCCAGCGUCGUGGCAUUCAAUCCACGCUGUGCACACAUGUGCACCGCUGGAGCCCAAGUCGCCUUCUGGCUGCCUGAUUUACCGUAG
Messenger RNA from Malassezia restricta, 1080 nucleotides. Its product is annotated as COMPASS component SWD2. Bases 1 to 1080 code for a protein of 359 amino acids. NCBI's taxonomy places the organism in Eukaryota, Fungi, Basidiomycota, Malasseziomycetes, Malasseziales, Malasseziaceae. The record is from RefSeq and is a predicted model, not a curated record. Gene Ontology annotation, molecular function: chromatin binding; protein binding. Gene Ontology annotation, cellular component: Set1C/COMPASS complex. The transcript has a single exon.